Messenger RNA from Ictidomys tridecemlineatus (thirteen-lined ground squirrel), 1447 nucleotides. The record is from RefSeq and is a predicted model, not a curated record. NCBI's taxonomy places the organism in Eukaryota, Metazoa, Chordata, Mammalia, Rodentia, Sciuridae.
GGGAAUACUUACUGGAGAUUAUUAAAAUAGGCAGGUACUUCUGUGAUUCCAGAUCUAUAAAGAAUUGGUGAUUAUAAAUAAAUCAUGGUUGAUCCUUCAUCUUUGUAUCCAGACAGAAUGCUGUCCCUUUCUAUGUAAUAUAAUUUAUGUAGCCUGUGACAGAACAUAGAGGACAAGGACAAACAAGUUUCUAUGAUCUAAUGAGGGUAAGGUAUCCAUCUUCUGAGAGUGGAAGAAAAUCUGGAAAAUGUUUUCUCUUUUUCAAGAUCAAAUCUUCAAACUACUCAAUUAAUUACUCUGUGAAAAACUCCUAUCAUCAACUGACAAAUGAAGUAAGCAGGUGACUGGAGAUGAGCUCUGGAAACUGGACUCAGGUAACAGGAUUUGUCCUACUGGGCUUUCCCAAUAACCACAUCCUGCAGAUGCUUUUGUUUCUGGGGUUGAUGGUGACAUACAUUGUAACAGUCACAGGCAACCUGCUAAUCAUAGUGCUCAGCUGGAUGGACCACCGCCUGCACACACAGAUGUACUUCUUCCUGAGGAACCUAUCCUUCCUGGAGCUGCUGCUGGUAUCUGUUGUGGUUCCCAAGAUGCUUGACAUCAUCCUCACAGGGGAUCACACCAUCUCAUUUGCCAGCUGCAUGAUCCAGUCCUAUCUCUACUUCCUCCUAGGCACUACCGACUUCUUCCUCUUAGCAGUCAUGUCUCUGGAUCGCUACUUGGCAAUCUGCCGACCUCUCCACUAUGAGACUCUGAUGAGUGGUUAUGUCUGUUCCCAGUUGGUGCUGGCUUCCUGGUUAACUGGGUUCCUCUGGGUACUUUGCCCCACCAUCCUCAUGGUCAGCCUCCCUUUCUGUGGCCCCAACAGGAUCGACCACUUUUUCUGUGACAGUUGGCCCUUGCUGAGGCUCUCUUGUGGGGACACCUCCCUGCUGGAGCUGGUGGCUUUCCUGCUCUCUUCAUUGGUGUUACUGGGCUCUCUGACCUUGACCUCAGUUUCCUAUGCCUUUAUCCUUGCCACUGUCCUCAGGGCCCCCACAGCUGCUGAGAAAAGAAAAGCCUUCUCCACCUGUGCCUCACACCUUACAGUGGUGGUCAUCUUCUAUGGCAGUUCCAUCUUUCUCUACAUCCGUUUGUCAGAGGCUCAGUCCAUGCUGCUCAACAAAGGUGUCUCUGUCCUGAAUUGUAUCAUCACACCUCUCCUGAACCCAUUUAUCUUCAGCCUCCGCAAUGACAAGGUGAAGCAGGUGCUGAGAGAUGCCCUGAGGUGGCACUGGUCCACUGUUUCCAGGAAACUAUGUGGGUCACAAGUAAAAGGAAAUAUCCCUAUUAAAUUGGGAAAUUAAAUAUAUAUGGGAAAUAUUUUUAAUGUGCUAGAAUUUUUUUAAAGACUCAGGCAAUGCCCUACAACUUUCUCAGCUAGUCUGAAUAAAUAUGCAAUAAGAAA